AUGCCGCCGGAUGAAGUGCCGCCCGACGGCGCCACCGGGAUGGGCCCGGUGCCGGACGAAACGCCGCCCGACGGCGUCACCCGGGCGGUCGAACCACCCGCACUGACUCCGAUCGGGGAUUUGGAUCCAUACAAACAUGCAUGCGACCAAGAUGAGACUGCUGGAUCGUCGGAGGAGGAAUUCAGUGGAAGAGAAAUAGACGCCCAGGAGUCUCACUUUAAAAGGGAAGAUAGAGAUCUCAAGGACAACCUUCUCUGCAAAUACGGUGGUUAUUUGAGUAGCUUGAAGCAGGAGUUCUCAAAGAGGAAGAAGAAAAUAAAGUUGCCAAAAGAUGCUCGGCUGAAGCUGCUUGAUUGGUGGGAAGCGCACUAUGGAUGGCCAUACCCAACAGAAGGUGAAAAGAUGGCAUUGGCUGAAUCAACGGGCCUGGACCAGAAGCAGAUAAGUAACUGGUUCAUAAAUCAGCGGAAGCGUCACUGGAAACCGUCUGAGAAUAUGCAGUUUGCUGUCAUGGAUGACUGAGGCCAUGCAAAUGUAAAGGAGGAAAACUGACGUUCUUGACUCGGAAGUCCGCUAAUUUCUUGCUGCAGAUGAUGGCAAGAUGGCAUCAUCCUCGAUGAUGUAAACGCUUCCCAAGACGAAUCACGUAUUUGAUGGUAACAUUAAUGUUGCUGGUUUUGUUUACGACGUCAUCGACCCUAAGGUGGCUUGUUGCCCUAUUUUUCAGUGCAUUUUCUUGAACCAGCCUAUGAUUUGGGGCAUUUUAAUUCAAACCUAAUGGUGUUAUGUAGUUUACGCAUUAGCUCUUCGAGGCUUGCAGGCUUGCUGCCAUGAAGAUGUGGUAUUUGCUCGCCAUGCUUGAUU
Phoenix dactylifera (date palm) is the source of this 864-nucleotide messenger RNA. Lineage: Eukaryota; Viridiplantae; Streptophyta; Magnoliopsida; Arecales; Arecaceae. The record is from RefSeq and is a predicted model, not a curated record.